Molecule: messenger RNA, 3479 nt
Organism: Dermacentor andersoni
Lineage: Eukaryota; Metazoa; Arthropoda; Arachnida; Ixodida; Ixodidae
Source: RefSeq, a predicted model, not a curated record
GAGAACUCGUGUCUGGCAUGCAGAGUACAGAGAGAUCCAACAUCUUCUGACAGGUCAGGACGAGGAGUUCUUUUCGAAUGCGGCGACAUAGCAAAAUUCCCGGUUUCAUCAGUCCAGCCCACCCCCGCGCUUCCUACCUUCACCUACCAGCCGCAUCAUUCCAGAGACCGACGACACGUGGGUUCUUCUGCGCAUGCCCACCUUCUGGGGACAGUCUACGUGCCCUUCCGGUGGCCCUUGCCUAUAUCAAGCCGAUAUCACCGGACAAUCAAAGCAGCAGCGGCGACAGCAUAACGUGCAGCAUCUGAGUCGCCUAUUAUUCUUGUACAGGUUCCAUGCGUGGCCGGAGUUAAAUGAUCAGACCGGAAAGACCUACCGUCCGAGCUCUGCUCCUGGGAUUCCUUGUGCUUGGCGGCUACUACUGCAUCCAUAAGCGAGUCGUGAUCGACGCCACAUAUAACACUCAAGCUAUCUCGGUGAGCGUCACAGUACCACAGCCCACGAAUGACGGCACAAGCGUGACACCGACACUGGCCCAGCCGAAGAAGGAACGGUAUAUAGUGGACACUCCUGGCUGCAAGAUCCCAAACUUUGACCCUUUCGACGAGAGCGUACGCAAAUAUUAUAAGAAAGUUGGUCGGUACAGUUGCAAGGGCAAGCCAUCGUUCAUUCGGUUAGUCAACGGGACCACGCCCGUGAUCGACGAGCCGUCGCUCCUGACCACCUUCAAGUGCAAACCGAAGGACGUACGAUGCACUUACAUCGAGAUAUACCGAAACGAGUCUGUUCGCGUACCAGACGAUGCGUUCUUCUUCAAGCCCGAAGUUCAACUCAACUUUGGAGAACCACUGAAAGCCGAGUUCGUGCACGUGCAGUGCUACAGGGGGGCCCUGUUCCACGAGGAGUACCUGCUCCUGCCGCUGCUCAAAAAGGACGUCGAAGAGCGCUGCGAACAGGUGCGGCACGAGGCCGGAAACAAAGGGAGUGGACUGAACGUGCUCGUCCUGGGACUCGAUUCUGUGUCUCGGCUAAAUUUCAACCGACACCUGAAAGAGACCGGCAACUACGUGCGCGUUGUGCUCAGGGGCUACGAGCUGAUGGGCUACAACAAGGUGGGCCUCAAUUCUUAUCCGAACCAAACGCCCCUCCUGACCGGUCUGAGCGGGAACGAAGCAAGGAACGCGACGGGAGGAAAGUUCUUCGAUGCGCUCGACUUUUUGUGGAAGCGGUAUGCGAAAAAGGGCUACCGCACAGUGUUCCACGAAGAACAGCCCAAGUAUGGCCUCUACAGUUAUGUGGGCGACGGACUGAGGCACGCGCCCACCGACUACUACACACGGCAUGCAGUAAUGGCAAUCGACAAGUCGAAGCUCAAGAAGAACUCGUACUGCCUCGGACCGAGGCCACCACUCGAGCUCUACCUGGACUACAUGCUGAGCCUACUCGAGGUGCUCGACAAGCGACCCUUCUUCGCGUACUUCUGGAUGAGCGAGCUGGCCCACGACCACCUGAACAUGGCCGGCCACUGCGAUGCCCCGCUGAGGUCCGCCCUGGGCAGGCUCUAUGACAGCGGCAUCCUCAACAACACGGUGCUCGCCUUCAUGAGCGAUCACGGCCUCAGGUUCGGAUCGCUGCGGCAGACGUACAUCGGGCGGUUCGAAGACAGCUUGCCAUACGCGUUCCUCGUGUUUCCGCCCUGGUUCCUGCAGCAGAACCCGCGCUUUGCCGCAGCGCUCAAGUUGAACCAGAGGCGGCUCGCGACGCAUUUCGACAUGCACGCCACGUUACUGCAGCUGCUCGAAUCCGGGAUGCCCAGGACGGUGACAAGGCACGGCCAGAGCCUCUUGCACGAGCUGCCCGUGACGAGAACCUGCACUGAUGCUUCCGUGCCGGCUCAGUUCUGCGCGUGCGUGGAGACCGAGGCGUUUGCAGUGAACCACCCGCUGUCCCUUAAGGUGGCGCACUUCGUCGUCGCCAGUGUCAACAUGCUCGUCGGGCAACAGCUGAAUGGCAAGUGUACCCCGUGGGCACUCAAGUCGGUGCUGGCCAUCCGCUUCUACCCGCGUGGCGUGGUCGCCAAAGUCGGUAACACCACCGACAGUGACUACUGGGUCAAGCUAUCCGCGGCGCCUGGCGAUGCCCUGUUCGAGGCCGUCGUGCGCCACUCGGUCGACUGGAAGACAUCCACCUUCUCCCUGGUGCAGCAGGCCGACCGGCUCGACUGCGCAUGGAUUGGCGCUGGAGGAGUUUUCGGCGUACGGUCGACCGCCACACGGACGGAUGGACGGACGUAUCGCAAGCCACCUACAGCUUCGCUGUAAUAAAUUACAGGUUCGACGCACCUGUUGGAACCUGUGAAUCGAAGCCUUCGUGAAGCGGUUACUUAAGUGCCAUAAAGCUCAAUGCUUUUUGUACAAUUCUACAAAAAGCAUUUCGUCGUCUAUGCAACGCGCAAUCUCACGCAAUGUUCACGUGCCGUUGCGAUCACAACCUUAAUGCCAUGACAUAUUUAUGUUUACGCGCUGCACCGUUCACAAUCUAAGCCGAUAUACAAAGAGCAUGCGAAUGCACACUGAGACGCCGAGGCAGUGACGUGACGAGAACGAUGGUGAUCGGGGCGGGAGGAAUGCCGAAAGAUAUAGGACGCGAUAGCCAGGGGUAAGGCUCGCUAUUAUUUUUUUUUUCUUUCUAGUUUCACUCCUGCGUCCAUGACCUGAUGGACUGGUGUGAAACUCGUGCGCCUAUGCAAGCCGUAGCGCUCUGUGACGUGCGCGCGUGCUGCGCGGCGUGAGGCAUAUUCAGCAAAAAAAAAAAAAAAAAAAAAAAAGCAGUCCCGGAUAAAACAGCCUCGCUUUGACAGGAGGAAGCACGAAACCGCGCGCUUGCUGUGUAAGACAGGUCUGUUAUGCAGGCCCUGGGGAAGUUGAGCAGGCACGCAGUUAUUCUUAGAAAACUGGCUUAGAACUUUCUGCUUUGAUAGUGGACGAUUGCCAAGUCUAUCGAGUGACAUCACCUGCCUCUCGGCACUAUAGCGCGUGUGGACAAAGCGAGGGUGUUUGUCGUCGCAUGUGCCUCUUCACAUGCAAGUGACCAAUGACUUCGAUCGACUUACUCAACGACAUACUGUAGCGCGAAGGCACAAUCGCAAAGAAGACACACGUAACAGGUGCCACUAGCAACUAUAUUCGAAUGACAGUGAUAUGCAGUCUAUAUGCUGUUCCCAACGCGCAGGCGCACCAGCCACCUCGGGCAGGCUACAGAGGGCGACUAUAAGAACUAGCAAAAUCAUUUGAAAAAUCUCAAGAAAGUACGCUCCAUGUUCCAAAAACAUCACAACUAUGACCUAUACAAACACUGCAUUUUUCUAUGUAAAACGAUUAGAAUAGCGUACAAGCCCAAGUCGCAGGCCGUCGAAACGGCUUAGGCUAAUAAUUAGGCAAUGUGAACGUGAAUGUCCCCAAGUGAAUAAAUUCAAGCUA